Pyricularia pennisetigena is the source of this 2613-nucleotide messenger RNA. RefSeq lists its product as uncharacterized. The record is from RefSeq and is a predicted model, not a curated record. The transcript is spliced from 5 exons. The annotation marks the transcript as partial. NCBI's taxonomy places the organism in Eukaryota, Fungi, Ascomycota, Sordariomycetes, Magnaporthales, Pyriculariaceae.
GCUUGGGGAGAACAACAUGCGACGCCUUCCGAAUUCGACGCUGGUCUCGACGCGUCCGACUGGCCAGGAGCCACGCCGAGCGGGAAGUGUCAGGGGUUAAUGGCCGGGGUUGAAUGCAGCAUGAUUGGGCCAGAGACUCUUCAAGGGCCCGUCCGUUGGCCCAGUUGCGCGCUUCAACCGGCAAUGCCAGCGGCAACGGCGCACUGCCCUGAGGCGUUUCGGGAGGUCUCCCGUCACUUAAUUCACACCUCAGAAAAAGCAAGCAGGUUUUCCUGUGGCGGCUCAUGUACGGCCACCGAAAAAACGUAUCCCAUGAACUGGACGGAGGGCAAUCUAGCUCGGCAUUCCCGAGGUGGCCGUGGCAAGGAGCUGCUCCAGCGACAGAAGCAACAUUUUGCCAAGGUGAGGUCCGGAUACUUUAACAAUCACAAAGACUCGCCAAGAUCUCUCCGCGAUGAGGUCAGAUCGCCUGCACAACACCUUAGCCGGUAUGGUCAAAGGCCUGAGCCGCCUGUCUUGACUGAGGCCGACCGAGGUCAAAAACGCCCCAGGUCCUCACAAAGGCAAUUCCGGGAUCCUCCUGGGGUCACUACAGAAGCUGAACAUCUUAACCUAACAUCAUUUGACCUAUCACCAAUGCAUGUUCAGGGAUCUGCAGCAAAGCGAUUGAGGCUGUUGAACAAAAGGGAUUGGACGGGUGUGGAAGUGCAGAAAUGGGCGCAACCUCAGCCUAGUCAACGCGAGCAGAAUGUCUAUUCAAUCGCUCAAUCCAGAAAAGAGUAUCACCGCCCGCGGCCCCGGGUGCCAAUACGCCAUAUCUUGGGCGAACGAUACGAUGCACUGAUCAAGGGCAAACGUCUUUCUUGCAGGACUCCAUCAAAACCGGAUUCCAUCCGCAUCAGGGUCGGCAGCCAAGAUAUGCGGAUUGGUGGCAGCUCUGUGACAGUCCGGCCAAUAUCUGAAAAACGUGACGCAACAUCAUCUACUCACCAUAGCAGCAGGCAUCUAACCAACAAGGGCUACUUUGGGUCUUCUUCUCCGCUCGAGUCCCGCUCCAUUCGUGGCCGCCAUGCGAGAUCUAGCAGCGAACACUCGACAUCCACCACCCUCUACGGUGGCAAGACGUAUCUCCGUCGUGGGGUGAAACGGGGGGCGGACUCCUCAUCACCGUCUUCGAGGAUUCUGCAGCCUGUUCCAUGCCGAAUGCACAAUAUCAUUUUGGAUCCACUUCUAAGGAGUUGCUCUCCAAACUCAGACGCUGACGACAGUCUAAUAGCCCAGAUCGGCCGGGCUAGGCCAGUGGUUCUUCCUGAGCUGCAGGAGGAAAACAAUAAAUGGGUGCAAUUAAUGUGUCCGUCUGACAGCGGACUGUCUAUUGAUGCGUUACAAUCACACAAACUCGCAGGAUUGAAUGUGAGUCCAGGUGUAAGCGCAGACGGUUUCAAGCCAACUUCAUCGGGACAACCUCCCAUGGAAGCCAGAGUUUGUGAAGGUGAAUUUCAGGAUCUUGUGACAUCUCAACCAACCGGGGCCCCGGAAAAAAAUGAACCGUCGAUUGCCGUGCGCAUUGGCCCAAAGCCGGUGCUUCGACCAAUCUCCGCAUCUGUCUCGAGAGAAGAGCAACAACCAUCUGCUUUACUCGAAUAUCGAGAAACAGUUCCGGAUCUGGCUUUGGGGCCUGCUAUUGACCCACAAAGGUCCCUUGUAAACGAUCGCAAGAGUGAAUACGAUGCUUGGAUCAAGUCUUUUCUGUCUUCAGAGGAUAGUGAUACCAGCUUCAAUCAGCAAGCUCUACAUGAUGCCCGGCUUGACGCAGUACAAGUCAUGCAAUGCUCUAGGUUAAAGAAAGCUCCCUCCGCAGAAGAUUCGCAUGAAGGAUUGAUCUUCAGGAACACUCUGGGAACAGCUGCAUCCACCGUCAGAGCUGCAGCGAGCCAUGUAGCAACGGAUGGCUCAAUAUACUCAUCUGUGGCGUCUGGUCCACUACCUCUUGAUAGCGCAUAUGAAAGCAGGGAAUGCCAGCCCUCAACCAGCAUACAAGUCAGCAGAUCGAUCUCCGCAGAUAGCUCGGAUAGUGGCCCUGAAAACCAUGAGUGGAAGCAUGAUGGACCGUCGUUCUCUAACAAGCUGGAUUGUUUGGCCAGCGAAAGCCAUUCGGCACAAGGUACUUUCGACCACAAGGAGCUCGAGGUGAUCCGUGAUGCUAGCAUCAGAGGUAAUGCUGCGGCCUCAACCACGCACGCUGCACAAGAGUCAAUGAUUCGUGGACCAGCUUCGGUCUAUAACAUUAGCUCUGUUGUCGCCGAGCCAGCGCAGUCAAGUUCUUCCGAUGGUCACAGUUCUGCGUUCAGGUUUGCAGCUCCGAAAUUGUUUGUCGGUAAACAUGCGACUCGGCCAGUGUCUAUGACAUCCAAAUCGGGUAUUGUUGCUACUGGGCGCGGUCGGAAGGGAAGAUCCCGAGGUGACAAACUGCGGAAGGAGAGCCACAGGAGAACCAACAUCCGUCAGCUUCCGAACCACGACGGUGAUCCCAUUGAAGAAUUUAGUGACGAGAUAGAUCUGAUUGUCUGUCCGAAAUCUCCGCCAUUGUUCAAGUCUUUGCAGACCGAGUGA